Messenger RNA from Leopardus geoffroyi (Geoffroy's cat), 21054 nucleotides. RefSeq names its product fibrous sheath interacting protein 2 (gene FSIP2). NCBI's taxonomy places the organism in Eukaryota, Metazoa, Chordata, Mammalia, Carnivora, Felidae. The record is from RefSeq and is a predicted model, not a curated record. The transcript is spliced from 23 exons. The coding region runs from base 128 to 20989 and encodes 6953 amino acids.
GGCCUCGCGGACGCGGGGUACUGACCAUUCUGGAUCCAGUGGCGACGGAGGGACGACGACGGGGAAAGGGGUGCGAAGGAAGGACACAGGAGAGGGCGGCUGAGGGUAGAAGGGCCCGGGGCUGGCGAUGGAGCUGUACCUCAGCGCCUGUUCUAAGGCUGCCAACGUCGCUGCCACCAAGACUGCCACCAGUGGCCUAGCCUCGGAGAGCCAGCAAUGCGGAGACGGCGUGCACAAAACCCACUUUCCAGGGCUCGGAGCGGGUCAACUACUGGAUCUGCCUCUUGGGGUCAAGUUGCCUAUGAUCCCAGGAAGCAAUACUUUAUACUAUACUACGAAGUUAGGUGAAAAGCUUUUUCGACCUUCUUACGGUUUUAACCUGACUGAUCCUUACUGUCGACUUUUGGAAAACCAAUAUAAAAGUCUCCAUGAUCCACAUUUAAGAGCAUACUAUAAGCGCAAAGAUAUCCUGAGAAGAUUAAAGAAGGGUGGCUAUAUCACCAGCAAUAAUAAAAUUGUAUGUACCUUGAGGGAAUUGAAUAAGUACAGGCAAUAUCUUACCAGUUUAAAAUUAGACUUUGAAAGAAACUAUAUGAGAGAUCAAGAAAUGCUUGCAAAGCAAGUAAAUAAACUACAGGAAAACAAUCAAAUACCUAGACGUUCUGAUGUUGCACGGUUCCAAAAUUGGUUGUUACAGGAAGACACCCAAUCUAUUAAGGACCAGGAACAAUUAAUAAGGAACAGAUAUUUGGAUAUGAUAAGUAGGGAAUUAGAACUUGAGCGUGCAGCAGAAGAGCAACACCUGCUCCGAAUGGAUAGAGAAGAAAGACGACAGCGAGAACGCACAAGAAGAAAACUUAGUCUUCGUAGAAAAAUUGAAGAGGAAUGGAAGACAAAAGAGAUGCUACUUCUGAUGAGGAUUGGAGAAGAUGUUAAAAGAGAAGCUAGGAUAGAGGAACAACGGCGUCGCAGCAGAGAAGAGAGUGACAGGAAGAAACAAGCCCUUCUAGAGAAAAAGAUGGCUUAUCAUUUACAAAAAAUGCAAGAAAAUGGCUUUAAAAGAGAAGAGAUGAGAAACAACACAUUUCAUUACAGAGGACAAGAUGGAACAUAUAGUGAAUCUUAUUCUCCAAAGAAGAAAAAGAAGUCUUUUGAUAAUAUGAACUUAGUUUACCAAGUUGGUGACCAGAGACCAAAUAAAGGAGUAUAUGGGCCUGCAGCAAAUGCCAUUUAUCAAUCUCUAAGUAAUACAAAGAAUGUCGUCAAAAAAUCAGCAACUUUAGUUGGCCAGUCAGAUGUACAAGUUAAUAGUACUGAACAAAAGAAAGAUGGAGUAACUAGAAAAUCAAAUACUUCUGAUGAUAGAGGAGCUGUAAACAUCUCAACUCAAAAUUCAAUUAUUUCAGCUCAAACUUCACCCACAAGAAAUUGUCCAAGAUCUUCACAGUCUUACUUGGAUCCUCCAAAAAAUAAGAAGGAGAUAAAUGCUGAAUGGAAUGAACGAUCAAACAAGAGAUCAAGCUACUUCUGUGAAUCAGGACCUCAGGUUCAUGCCAGAUCCAAGGGUACUUUCCCUUGUCGUAUUUUCACAAAUACAGAACAGAGCUUCUUACAAAAUUGCUGGCAAGAAAAAGUAACUUCUGAAGAACUGAAUAGUAUAAUUCAGAAUGUAAUGACCUGGGUUGUAGCUACAGUGACCACUAUAUUAUACCCAGCCAUCACGAAAUACGAAGAAAGGUUCCGGAAUAAAGCAUACCCAGGGUCUUCUGACUCCAUCCUCUCUUCAGAGAGUUCAAGUUUCUGUAGCACAUGCAGUGGAGAGCUUACAUACAGAAGCUACGCAUCUGCUACUAAUAAAACAUUUCAGCAAGAACCCUGUGCCUUUGAGGUUGACGUCUCAAUAAGGCAACCAACCACACCUUUAAAACCACCUUCUGCUCACAUCAAAAGAACAUCUGUGGGAGAAACAUGCCACGUGAAAGGGCCAGCUAUAACAUCAGAACUCAAAUAUGAUAAAACCAGUAUGGUAUAUGCAAAUCCUAAGCUCAGAACUUGUAAAUCGGAUAGCCACCUUUUAACAUCAUUUGAAACAGGCACAAAAAAAUCUAAGGAUGCUACUACUGAAACAGAUGGCUUAGAGAGUCUACUUGUUCCUGAUCAAAAAGCAAAAGCCAUGGAUGAAAUGAAGAAUUUGAAGAAUGUUUUUGUUAACUUUAAAUGCCACUUAAAAGGGGAAACUGAAUUGAUUUUGGAAAGCAUUUUUCAAGAAAUAGUGUCUGAUUUAACACAGGCCAUUCCCUCUAUUUCUUCUGUUACUGCUGAAGUUUUUGUGGACCAAAGUGAACCUGAAAAGGGAGACUUGCUUUACAAUGUUGAUAUCUGCUCAACAGCCUCAGAGAUAGUGGAGAAUAUGCUUGAGAAGCUACAGUCUGCAGUUGAGAAAAAAUGUGUUGAGAUAUUUUCACAAGAAGAUCUGUCAGUUGACAUUAAGCCAGGCUUAAUACCCAGUAGAGAAUACCUCAGUCCAUCAAAUGGAAAACCUUUAAAAGCUUCACUGCCUUCUAAUGUGGAACCCAUGUGUGACAUUGCAGAGGAUAUGGUACAUGCCAUUUUAGAAAAGCUGAUGACUCUUGCAUCUUGUAAGCGAAAUGAACUGCCUCAUCUUGAAGAUGCAGUUGAACUUUCCGAUCAGCAACCUGUGACAGACCCAACAUACAUAUCCCUCAAAAGAGCCGACAAAAAGAAAUGUAGUCCUGAACCUGAUGCUGCUAAUUUAAUUGUUAAAGAUGAAAUAAAAAGUUUAAUGUCAAAUAUUUUUUCCCAGUCCUCUUUGGUCGGCUAUAUAGAAGAAGCAAUCAGCACUAUACUAGGAUACAUACAAUCUGAACUUAAUGACGAGAGACUUAUUGCAUCUGAAGAAACAGUAAUAUUCCUUCAGCUUCUUGAUGAUAUUUUCACUCAACUACAUCAGGAGCCAGGAAAAGGAGAUGUUAAACAAUGUAGACACUCUAGACUAAGAAGUCCUUCUGACGCUGAAGGAAAGUACAGACUUACUGGCACUAGAUUAUCAAAUGGUCCUAUGUCUAGAAGACCAUUUCCACCUGUUAAUGUUCCUGGCAUGGUCCUUUAUUCUGAAGAUGAUAAUGAAGAAAUAGACAGAAUUGUGAAAAAUGUGCUUGAUUCAUCUUUUAAAGAUGAAAAGCCAAAAUCUCGGGAACAAAUUCCUGAGAAUUGGUUUAAAAAAGGAAACACUUGCUUUGAAUACAAAAGGAAUAGCAAACCACUUAAAGGAGCUACUUCUCGAAGAAACAAAGUUGCAUUUUGCGAUGAGGGAUUAAAGACUGGGCUACCAUCUUUUAAUAAUAAAGAAAUUGUAAAGGAAAAACCCUGUCUGAAUAGAGACAGUUUGAUUUUCAGCCAAGAUGAAAAGCAUCACAUACAAAAGGCCUCAGAAAACAUAGUUAAAAGUAUUUUAACAGAAAUGCUCAAGGACCUAUCUUCUGAUCACUUAGACAGUAAAAGUGGCAAAGCAGCUUCUUCUGUUCUUGUUUCAAAAAAAUCUCAAGGACUGUCACAUCAAGAAUGGAUGGACAAGAUGUUCUCCAUGUCAGAAAUUGGUGCAGUGGCUCAAGAAAUAACAGACGCUGUGUUAAAUAUACUCCACAAGGCCUUAAGCUGCAUUCCAAAUACCACCGAAGGUUCCAUUUCAUCAUCAGUUCAAACUUCUGUAGAUAGUUCUGAUACUCCUCACAUGGUCAAAGAAGCACCAAAUAAAAAGCCAUUAAAAAUAUGGCUUGACAGUGAAAAGAAAGUGAAAUAUUUAUCUUCAUUCAGUGUAGAUACUGUGAGGUCUUCUCUGUUAAAAUCUGAGAAAAGUGAACCUCAACCCAUAGAUGACAUUGCCGAUAUGAUCAUUAAUACAAUUGUUAAAAAGCUGAAGUUAUUCAUUUGUCAGAAAUUGCAGAUGGUCUUCAAACCUUCAGUUGUGAGGCAAUCUUCAUUACAAUCUCAACUUAGUACUUACACAACUAAAGUGGUAAACAUUGUUUUGCGUGCUAUCCAGAAUGAACUAGAACUCAGUAACAGAACCCUAAAUCAUAGCGAAAUAGACCCUGCCAAAUUGCUUACAGGUAAAGGAUUUUUUACUGACACUGAUAAAUUAGAAUCUCUUGUCUCAAAUCUCAAUGAUGACCUUAUGGAAUCUCCGUUAUUAACUUGUAUUUGUGAAAUGUUAUCUAGUGGACAUUCAGAUCAAAGCAAUAUUUCACUCCCUUCAGACCAGCCAAAGCCUGCAACUUCCUAUGGAUCUGACGAUGUUGAUGAACAAGACAUUUUGCCAAGUGGGCAGGAUAAAAAAUCUUUUCACAAAUGUUUGGCUACUCCCUGUGCUCUCCAUAGUGUUGUAAAUGCAAAAGAUCUCAAAGGCAAUGCCAGAUUGCGAGUGUUAGACAGUAUUGGAGAAAUACUAUAUGAAAUGUUAUGUAAGCUCAUAGGAGCCCAUCCUCACCAUCAGCCACCUUGUGGUAGUAAACAAGGCAAAGAAGAGAAUGAAAAUCCUCAAAUGGCUCCUGCAUUGAAGUCUAAUAUUCAGAUCAUUUCCAAAACAAUUUUGGAAUACAUCCUUGCAAAAUUAUGCAGUUUUGAUACGGAUACCAGUUUUGUAAGUUCUGGAUUUAAAGCUGUCUCGGAGUCUCAAUCUCUUGAUAUCGACAGCCUAUCAUUUGCUUCAAUUAUUAAGGAAAUGGCCAAAUGCACUGACAUGAUCUCCAGCAUAGUUUCCAGGAUGAUUCAGGAGGGCAGUAAAGAGGUGACAAAAAGCACAACAAAAACCAUGGCUUCGGUGACUUCCAAAACAGGAAAAACAAAAGAAAUGCAUCCAAAUGAACUGAAAAAUGUAGCUUCAGAUAUUCUUAAUAUGGUUUUUGCUAAACUGGAAAGGUUUGCUAAUGGAAAUUUAGAAACUCUGGGUUGUGUUAAUGAUGGAAAUGAAAAAAGCAAUAAGAUCGACUUGGAAUGUGAAAAUCCCAGUGUUUUCACAGACACACAUGAAGAACUAUUGCAGUCUGCUUUAUACAUGAAUGCAAAAAAGAUAUCGAGUACUAUUUUGAAAGCUAUUCAAACAGAAUUAAAUAUGAACUCAUUAGAUUUAAGGACAAGUGUAAAUGCCCUACCACCUGAGAAACAAGUGCUUAAGAAUAUAGUCAAUUUAAUUUUAGAUGCAGUGUCCUCAGAUAUGUUUAAUGAAACUGAAUCUGAAGAGGGAGUCCCUAAAACUUAUCAAUACAGGCCAACCUAUGGAAAUUUUCUUCCUGGAGGUGCUGAAUCAGAUUCUAUUCCUGAAGAUGCCUCACAUACAGAGAAAGAAUUCACUGUGGAGAGAACAUUAUUAAGAGAAGAAACUAAAUCAGAUUCUCUUAAACAGUGGGUUCUAGAGAGAGCCUUAAGCAAAAUUGAAGUGAAACUCAAAGAACCACAGAAAUCUCCAGUUGUUCCCAUUAUAAGAAACAUUUUGAAUGAAAUUUUCCACAGUGCGUUGGUCAAUCAGUUAAACGUGCUUUCUCUAUCCCACUCUCAUUUAAGUGGCAUCCCUCACAACACUGAUGAGCCAGUUCCUCAAACAUCUGUUCAAUUUAUAGAUAAAAUAGAUAAAAUGAUGGGUCCUUUAGUGUCUGAAGCAGAUGUAAUCAUAGUGGCAGAUGAUGUUGUUAGAACUGUAUUUCAUAAGCUUUCUGCAGCUGCCAUGCCAGAAAGAAACACAAGUGAAAAUAGGUAUAAAACCAUCACCUUUAGAGCAAAUGUUUCUUUACAUGAACACACCAAUGGAGGGAAGUCUUCUGUUACUGUGCUAGACAAGAACCCUUGUACUCCUAAGUCCAGAUUCAGUGUUGACAAACAGGCUAAAGUAAAUGUAGUUGAAGAUAUUGUACAGGCAAUAUUAACAAAUUUAGAAACUUUUGCUACUUCCAAAGUAAAAUCUCUCUUUUGUCCCAAAAUCAACUUCACAGUGCCAGUGGCUUUGGAUAAAAAUGCAUUAAGCAAAGCAUUAUCAGUCAAAGAUUUGUAUUCUGAAGACCAAUUUUCCCCUUGCUCAGUGGAUCGUAUUACCUCAGAAAAGACCAACUCAGUGUGCCAACUCUCCUUAAAUAAAUUAAAUACAUAUGCAACAGAAGUGGCUAAAAAAAUUUUACAAGGAAUCAAACAUGGGUUAGAUAAAGAAAGGGGAAGAAGUCCUUUCUUAACACAUAACAUUGUGGUUUCUGAAAAUAUUGCAAGUCAAAUUGUUAACACGGUGUUAGAUAUUGUGUCAUCUAAAGGAAAAUGUGACGAAAACAAUCCUGAGGAAGAGAUUAAUUCAGAUCAACAAGAAGGUAUUAUUGAAAAGCUGUUUAAUAAGACUGAAUAUAGAAGAGUACUUCAGUUUCAAAUACAAGAUACCAUUGAAGGUAUCUUAUGUGAUAUUUAUGAAAAAACACUGUAUCAGAAUAAUCUACCUUGUGCCACAUCCACUCGGAAAUGUAGCAUAGCUAGAAAACAUUGUGGAGCAAACUCUGAGAUAUUCACUGAGGAUGCAAAUAAGAUUAUCCCAAAACUUUCAGUGCCUAAAUCAGAUGUCAUUUUGAUAUCUAAUGAUAUAGUGGAUAUUGUUCUUCAUAAUCUCAGUUCUAUUGUCAUGCUUAGCAUAAAUGCAAAGAAUCUUACUUCUGCAAAAUUGCCCCUGACUGUUUGUGACAUAUCUUCAAAAGCAGAGUGUCAACAGCCUCCUCUUAUGGGGUCAAAAAGUGAAAGACAAACAGAGCAUUGGCCAUCCUCAAGAAAUCUGGAAUCAGCUUAUGCUGAUGAUUGUCAGAUAACAAUAGAGAAAGAAGACAAUAAAUCUGCUCCUGACCCAUGUGAGGAAAAUGCCAACUUCAUUACUAAAAUUAUUUUCAAUAGGUUAGAAGCUUUUGCCACAGAAAGAAUAGAUUCACUAAUUAUUCUUGCUUUCCAGCCUAGAGAAGAGUCAUUUGAUAGCCUGGAACUGGAAAAUUAUAAACAAGAUGAUAGUAUCUUUCAUGAGUCAAGCCAAGUGGAAUCAAAUGUCCUGAAAAUAUCCACUAAAACUAUCCUCAGCCAAGAACUCACAGAUUCCACUUUUGCAAGGUACAGAGAAAAUCUUGAGUCCCCAAUUCACCUAUCACAAGCUACUCUUAAGGAAUAUGCUGAUAUCAUUGCCAGUGCCACUUUGAAACUUAUUAAAAAUGACUUAGACUUAGAAAUCCAAAAGAUGUAUCCAUAUCCAAACAACAUUUUAUUCCAAGAAAACAUCAUUGUGAGUGGAAUUGUGAACAGUAUCUUAGAGAGUUUAUAUGAUAAAAGAUCUGCAAAGGAAAUUAGUGUUUACUCAAAAGACAAUCCUCAAUUAUUUUCACAACUAACUGUAUCAAAUGAAAUAUUGCUAGGACAAAGAGAGCAAGAGAAAAAUAAACUAUCUCAGUUUUCAAAAUAUCCUUUAGAACAAAACCAAAUGGCAUUGGAAAAAGAAAGCCAGAAUAUUUUUUUGGAAGAAAUAUUUAUGAGAAAUGGAAAAUCAAAACAAAAAGAAAAGGCUGCACUGCUCAGUGCGGUGGAAGAAGUGUUAACUACAGUUCAUCAAAGAAUAAUGGAAAUCAUAGGCCAUUUGCAGCCAUUUAAUGAAAUUCCCCACUUUGUAUCUAAUUCUAAAAUUAAAACGUCAGACAUAACACAAAAAAACUUUAAAUCACAGAUUAACAGCGUAACAAAUAACAUAGUCGAAAGUGUUUUGGGGAAAAUGUACUCUAUAGUUACAUCAUUAAAUGAAAGUAACAAAAAAGAAGCAUCUGACAGCAAUGAUACCUUGUCUAAGAAAGCAGCAUGCAUCAAAGAAACUAAACAAGUAGGAAAAGGGUGUAAUCCCACCAGAUGUGUGCUACCGCAGGUUUAUCCUUAUGCAGGCAGUCAAAAUGUCUCUCUAUUAGAAAACAAUUUUUUUCAAUAUUCACCAUUGCAAGUGGGGAAAGAUUUAGUCCAAAUAGUUCUUAAUAAGAUCAUAAAUUUUGCCUCAACUCAUCUAGAAGAGACCUUGUCCCCUGAAAGUUGUUCUGAUGAGUUGCAACCUCUAAAGCUACACAGUUCUAAAGUGGGCUCUAAGGGCAGCCCUAAACCAGAUUUUAAAACAAGUUUAAAAGCAAAAUCAAAAGUUACUCCUUUGCCUAAAUUUAAAACAAAAUCACACCUAGGACCUAGUGGUUCUAAGGUCAAGAUCAAGACCAAGUUAGGUCCUAGAGAGAAGACUCCAAAAGGCAAUCAGUCCAAGGCUACCACUGGGCUGCCACACACCCAAUCAACAGGUGAUGCCCAAAACUUACUGGAAAUGAAACUGCCCACUUCAGAACUAAAAAUGUAUGCCAAAGAUAUAGUAAGUAAUAUCUUGGAAACAAUUGUGAAAGAAUUUGAAAAGAUGAAGCAAACUAGAGCAAUGAUAAAUGUUAAAGCUUUACCAUUCGAUCAAAUCAUGGCAGCAAAUAAAAUAGUUAACACAGUUUUGCAAGGAUUAUAUGCUACAAGUAACCGCAAUGUGGCUUCUCCAAUCAAAUGCUCACAUGUGGAUGAUCUCAGACUUACACAGGGGAAUUCAGAUGCAGAGUAUAUUGCCAAACAACAAGCAUGUUUUUACUUGGAAAAUGUUUCUUCACAGCUAGAACAGAUUUUUCCUAAAGAAGGUAUAUUUAAAAAAUUGUUUGACAAAUGGCAAGCAGAAUCAAAUGAUAUGGAAAAUGAAAAGUAUACACUAAUGACGAUAGCUGAAAAUGUGCUGACUGAAAUCCCAAUAAAAACAAAAGAAUUAGAACAUUCUCUUUCACUUUUAAAUUUGCCACAUCUUAAGGAUUGCGAAAGCAGGUUCUAUAAUCAUUUCAAAGGAACCUCUACUAGAGUUGAAGACACCAAAGCACAAAUUAAUAUGUUUGGAAGGGAAAUUAUUGAAAUGCUGUUUGAAAAAUUACAGCUCUGUUUUUUGUCCCAGGUGCCCUCUCCAGGUAGGCAAGAAACUCUAGCAAGUAGAAAAGAACAUAUUAGUACUAAAAGUAAAUAUGAUUUGCCAAUCAAGGACAUCCUCGGCAGUGUACCAAUAUCUAACACAAAGACAAUAAACCAAAUUUCUCUGGGAUCUAGCAACCAAAUUGUUAGAGAAAUUAUAGAAAGGGUUUUAAACAUUUUAGAGUCAUUUGUAGAUUUGCAGUUUAAAUAUAUCUCUAAAUAUGAGUUUUCAGAAAUAGUGAAAAUGCCUAUAGAAAACUUUUUCCCUAUCCAACAGAGGCUAUUAAGCAAAAACAUGCUGCCAAAAUUACAACCAUUGAAAAAGUUUUCUGAUGAACCCAAUUCAAAUACUAUUAUUUCCAAGGAAAACAUACAGAAUACCCUUCUACAGGUUCACUCAUUCCAUUCAGAAUUAUUUACAUAUGCUGUUAAUAUUGUCAGUGACAUGCUUGGUAUAAUUAAGAACAAGCUAGAUAAAGAAAUAAGCCAAGUGGAACCAUCUUUAGUUAGUACAUUGAAAGAGACUGUUAUAGCAAGUGAGAUCAUUGGCACACUAAUGGACCAGUGCACUCAUAUCAAUAACCUUCCAAAGGAAAGUUUGUUCCAAGGAAAAGAAAAUACCUAUAUUGUUAAUCAAGUUGAAUUGGCAACCGAUAUGAAAAUGCCCAUGUCAAAGUUAAAGGAAGUUACUUUGGGAAAUAAUCCUUCACAAAUCAGUGUACCUAGUUUUGUGUGUUAUCCAGAGGAAAAUACGAAAAAAAGGCAUAAGCCUUCAUCGAACUUACCCUCAUAUGCCAGACCCUCUGUAGAAGGUACAAUUAAAAGCUCAGAGCCAGUGGAAAUGCUUGAUUCAGAAAAUAUAACAUCAUGCUCUAGAAACCCAGUACAAGACUACAGCCCGAGGGAAUCGAACUUUGGCCUUUUUGACCAAACCAUGAAAGGAAUCAGCUCUCUCCCUGAAGGAAGUGUCUUACAAAAACUGUUUAAUAAAGCAAAUGAAUCCACAGAAGCAGCAUUAAAACAAGUCAUGUCAUUCAUAGAAAUAGGAAAAGGUGAAAAUCCGAGAGUAUUUCAUUAUGAAACUCUAAAACCAGUUGAGCCAAACCAAAUUCACACAACUGUAUCUCCACUCAAAAUAUGUUUAGCUGCAGAAAAUAUUGUCAGUACUGUGCUAUCAAGCUAUGGUUUUCCAAGUCAACCACGCAUUAAUGAAAACAUGGAAACAAUGAAACCAUUUUUCAUAUCAAAGCAAAACUCUGUGUCUAUAAUAUCCGGACAAAAGAAUGAGGAAAAAAGUCUGCUUAGAAUGUGUGAUAAAAAAACCAGCUGUAUACCUGAAGAAGAAAAUAAAAAACCUAAAGCCAGUAGAGGAGAUUUUUCUUUAUUGCAAAAAUGGGAAAGUAAGAGAUACCCAAAGAUAAAGACCCUGAAGGAAGUUAAAGUCAUCACUUUUGCUGAUCACGAGCUGGGUCCAAAUGAAAUUCAUUUGGUAGCAAGACAUAUCACCACAUCUGUGGUCACAUAUUUCAAGAACUUUGAAACUAGAGCUUCCAAUGAGGAGAAAUCUAUUAUUUCUACAUUAUCAAGGAAAAAAUGUGAAUCACAACAGCCUCUAAGAAGUAUAUACAAUGAUUCUUCACUUAAUCAAUUUUGUGAACAUCUUACUGAGUCUGUCAUUUGCCAUUUAACUUCAAGCAUUUCUGGUAACACCAAAGAUAGUAGAGAAAAAGAGAAAGCAUUGGAAAGCCAAAAUGCAACAUUUAACAAGAUUAUUUCAAUUGAUUCUCAAAUGUUUGAGAGUAGGUCAAUUUCUAUUGGAGAACUUGCUUUAAGUAUUUCCGAAAUCAUUACCGAAAUCCUCUUUAACAGUAACAUUAUAGAGGUUGACAUUGCACAACAAAUGUGUCCUUUAAAAACAAAGUACAUUUACUGCCCAGGAGUAGCUGCUGAUGACUUUGAUAAUCUCUUUCAGGAUCUUUUAACAGGAGUAAUUCAUGUAAUGUCCAGAGAAACAGGAAAAAACCAUCAUCUUGAAAGCAAUGGAAGAAAAAAAUCAUUUUCCGUGCUUAGAAAAAAUAGUGUGCCCAUUUGCAAUGAAACAAAUACCAUGGAAAGACAGAAAGGAUCCAGAAAUUGUGAAGCAUCUACUUACCAAAUAGAUCAUCUCCUUCAAAAAAAUAAAUUAAAUUAUCUGGCAUGUAAGUUAGACAAUCUGGUUGGUAGUCUAAAAACUUGUGAAUCCAAAGAAGUAGUCAACAAAGUUUUUAAUAUUGUUUUAGAUUUAUUUUCACCAGAUGAAUAUCCAGGUGAGGCCAUGAAUUCUAAUAAAAAAGCAGGAACAUUUUUCUCAUCCUCAAAUGAGCAGCAAACUAAUAGCGUACUUGGAAAUAACUUUGGCCUCACCCCCAAAUCAGUUUUUCUUCUCAAUGUUGUGUGUGAGAAACUUAUCAGAACACUUUUGGAAAAAUGCACAAGCACUGUUUUUCUUGAUAAUAGCCCUCUUUCUGAUGAAAUAUCAGCAGAAGAAUGUAAACUUUUAAAAAUACUGCAAAGUGUAGAAGACAAAGAAUUUGAUUAUUGUAAGGGAGCAAUGGACUGUGAACAAUUUCAAGGAGAUUAUAUGUCAGACUAUUUGGAAAAUCUGGCAGAAAUGGAUCAAGAUUUAUUAUCAUCAGACUCUAUGCUUACUAUUAUUUCCCACAGCUUGGUUAAAUCAUUGAUGGACAAACUAUGUCACAGUACACAACUCCCCCAAAGCCCACCUUUUGCAAACAAGCAUUUGAGGCACACAGGAAGAGAAAUACAGUCUAGUUUCAUAAAUGCACAAAGGCCAGAAUUAACAGAAUUAGGACAAGGUAAAGCCUUUUUAGGAUUCGUGAAUUAUGAUGGUAAUGCUUUGACAAGAUCCCUGAACAAUCUCAGAGGGUUUAGCCCCCAAAAGCAAUCACCAUUUGGCAAGAAAUGUUCAGUAAAUUCCACUUCUGUGUCCCCUCUCAAAAGACAGGGAACAAAGGAUAUGGAUUCAAUACCCAUCCAUUAUAAGCUAUAUCCAGGAGAUAUAAAUAUCGGUGUGUAUUCAGCCACAUUUUUGGAGGAGAUAAUUUCAGAACUGUUUUUUAAUCUCUCUACUUCACUGUGGGGAAAAAAUGAAAACAUCACCGAGGGCCGGCUCAAUGAGAUGAAUACAUUAUUUGUCAAUGGUGUAGUAAAUAAGUUUAAUAACGCACAAGUCACUGUCUUACGGGAUGUUGAAGAAAGGCUGUGUUUUCCACCAAUCCAUAAAGAAACGAUUAGUAGAAUUGUUGACUCAGUUUAUUAUGAUGUUUUACAGCAAUAUAAAUUGAAAGUGACUUGUGAUGAUAAUCUGGCAUGUGACAAUACCUCAAUAGCAGAACAAAUAACUAAUAACAUAUUGUUAGAGAUUUUAGACUACCAACUCCCAUCUUGCUUCAGAGAAAAGCUCAUACCAAAUUCAUAUUACCCUCUCCAAGCUGAAAUUAUACUGCAGAAACUUCAAAAUAACUUGAGAAAAUUUACUUCCCAGUUCAGGUCUUCAACAGGCUACAGCACCAUGUUGUCACAUUCAUUUUUAGAAGACAUCACCAGAAGACUUUUAUCUCAACUGAUUCCUUCACCCAACAAGACCUCCCCUUUGGGAAACAAAUAUUUCAUGAGUUCAGAUUUCAAUGAAAUGUCUACUUGUAUAAUAAAUAAGGUUAUGUCAGCCAUUUCAAAACAUAAAAUUUGGUUCACUAUAUACGAUAAUCAGUAUCUAUGUAGCGGAAAAAACCUCCAGAAGAUGGUGGAUACCGUUUAUCACAAUAUUAUGCAAAUGUCUGAUUCUCUUGUUUCAAUACAGAAAAGUAUAGCCAGCCGAAGCCCAAUUAUGAUUGACCGAAUAGCCAGUUUUAUUAUCCAAGAGAUUAUUGAAAAUCAUCUUCAGCCAUUUUUGUGUGGAGAAGGUUUACCUCGUCCAAAGACUCCAUCGGAUGCCGUAUCAAAUAUGGUUAAACAGGUUCUCAAUGAAGUUAUAGAGUCACAGAGACCCCACACGCCAUCACACUUAGGUAUUUAUCCUGAUACAUUUGUAGGGGCAAUUGUUGCCAGACUUUUAUCAAAGAUUUUCAGUCCAAAGCAUAACACUAAAAUUGAACUAGAAAAUAUGACCCAAAAAAUAGUAAACUCAAUAAAUAACCAUUUUAACAAAGCUAAAAUUCACAUUCUAUAUGAUGGCAAAGAACAGUCUUACACCUCUGCAGAUACAGAUAUUGUGGAUAAACUUGUCACCUCGAUUUAUAGAAAUGUUUUAAAACAGCAUGGGCUAGACCCUGAGGUUGAUAAAGAGUCUGAAGACAGUGAUAUUUUUGUGGAAAAUAUUACAAAGUUAAUUGUAGCAGCUAUUUCAGAUUACCUUCUUCAUCCUCUAUUUUCUGGGGAUGUGUCAUCAUAUUCCUCUUCUAUUUCAAUGGCUGAGAAUAUUGUUCAGGACACUCUUGGUAACAUCAGUAAAUCUACCAAGACAAGUCAGAAUUUAUCUCCAUAUAACACCUUGCUGCCAUACACGUUUUUGGAAGACAUGGUAAGAGUACUGUUAUCUAGAAUCUUUCCUCCUGCAUCUAGCAUUGUUCCAGAUAGAGAAAGCCCAAAAGACAGAUUAAGAAUGAAUUUCAACGAAAUUGCUUCAGAGAUAAUCAGUGAUAUUAGGAUGAAAAUUUCCCAACAUGAAAUUCGGUUUUCAAAAAAUGAAGAAGAAACCAAGUUUGUUUAUUCCGAAGAUGAUGUUCAGCAUCUCGUGGACUCAGUAUUCAAAAAUAUUUUGCAAAACUCUGAGUCUCAAGAAUUAGUUGAGCAAAAUAUCACAAGCAGUAAUGAUGUUCUUAUUGAUAGAAUAGCAGGUUUUAUCAUUAAACAUAUCUGUCAACAACAUCUUCAGCCAUUUGUGGAUGGAAAGUUAUUACCUUCUUCAUCAUAUAAAUAUUUUGAUGAUGAGAGAAAACAGUGGUUUUAUGCCAGUGUUUAUUCCUCAACUUUCUUGGAAGAUGUAGUCUCUGGGGUUUUAAGCAAAAUAUUCCACAGGGUGUUAGGCAUUGUACAAACAACAUCAGUAAGGGAUUCAGAAGAUGAACUGUUUGAUAAAGCUGAAAAACUCAUCCAUUUGAUAGCAGAGGAAUUCUCAAAAGUUGAAGUUAGCAUUCUAGAGAAUGCUGAGGAACAACUGUGUUUGCCUCCAGUGGAGAGAGAUGCAGUCAAGAACAUUAUCGAUAUGGCAUACAGCAAACUUCUUCAAGAACAUGAAAUGGAAAUAAUGUCUCCUAAAGAUUUUCUAAAUGACACAAAAACAUUGGCUGCAAGGAUAACUAAAAUCAUCCUUGCUGAAACUUUUGAUUUCCAAAUUCAUCCACACCUCAUAGGAAAGAUUCCUUUUAAGUCACACUCCAAACUCAAUACUAAUGUUUUAAUAAAAAGACUUCAGUGUAAUAUUACCAAAUCAAAAUUUCAAAGGCAGGCAUCAACAAUAUAUACCACCAUGUUAUCACAUACUCAUUUGGAAAAAAUUGUCACUCAGCUUAUAUCUCAGAUGACUCCAUUGGCCUCCAUGACAGAACACCCAGAUACUUCUCAAUCAGACUUAAAUAAUACAGUCACAAAACUGAUAAAUGAAAUUAUGUCAAUAAUUUCAAAACAUGCAAUAUGUAUUAUUAAACAUGGGAAUGAAAAACAAAGUAUGAUUUCAGAAAAAGAUAUCCAGUCUAUGGUUGAUUCCAUUUAUGCUGAUCUUUCAUGUUCAAACCUAUACCAAUCCCUUACAAGAGAUAAAAAAGGUAUAAGUAAUAUAGCUGUUUCAAAAAUAGCAAGUUUUAUAAUAAAAGAAAUCUUUAACCACCAUCUUCAGUCAUUUUUAUCUGAAGAUAAAACUCUUGUUUCAGCUGCAGUUGAUCAAACAUAUAAACAGAAAGCAAUAGAUCCUAAAAAAAGAGAGUUAUCUUUCAUUGUGAACUCGGCUGUGUUUUGGGAGGAGGUAAUUUCUGAGCUUUUAUGUAAACUCCUUUGUGCAUUCUCACACAAUUUCUUGGCUGCUGAAAACCCAGAUACAGUAAAAGCCAAAAUUACUGGUAUUGUUACAACAUUAGUAAAUUCGAUUGUUCUGGAGUUUACCACAUCAGAGAUUUUAGUUGCAGAUAACUUUGAUGAUGACAUGUGUUUUUCAGAAGGAUAUAAAGAAAUUGUUAAAAACACAGUCAACCUAAUUUAUGAAAAAAUUUUAGAUGAUUAUAAGUCUCUGAUGCAAGUAUACAGGGCUGUACAAAGUGACACUAUUUGUUUUGGGAGAAAAAUAUACCAUUUGCUAUUGGAGGAAAUUUAUGAUUAUCAGAUGCAGUCAUUAGUUUCAGGAGAAUUAGUGUCUUCUUCCUAUUCUUCCCCUCAAGCUGAUAAUAUCAUCAGAAAUGUGCUCAAUGUCAUCACAAAGGAUAGCCAUACCUUGCCAUCAUGUAUUACUGUGUUGCCUCGUUCUCUUUUGGAAGAUAUGAUUUACAAGCUGCUAGUGCAUAUCUUCCCUUCAACUGACACUGAAAGUGAGCUAAAAGAGGAAGAAGUUACAUCCGAUUGUGAGUUUGUAGAUGCAGCUUCAAAACUGACAGAUGAAAUUAUCAAAGAAAUUUCUGAACAUGAGAUUCGCCUUGCCACAGCAGAGGAGAAUGCAGAAAGUAUGCAAUUAGAAGUGAUUGAGAGCUUGGUUGACUCUAUAUGUAAUAAUAUUUUGAAGAAAUCUGAAUUUCAAGCUGAAGUACAGAAAGGUACAGACAAAAAAGGAGGCUCAUUCCUCAGUAAAAUAGCUGGAUUCAUCAUGAAAGAAAUCGUGGAUCAUCAUCUGCAUCCAUUUUUACAUGGUGAAGAACCAUCUUCCAGUGACUUCUCUGAUUAUGAGCAUGUGUCUGUACUUAGUAAACCUGAUAAAGAAAAGACACAGCCUGCUCUUUAUUCAGCUACAUUUUUGGAAGAUGUAAUCGUUGAGCUUGUUCAUAAAUUUUAUUCUCUUCCAAGUAUUACUAAAGAUUCUAAGAAAAAAGAAAUGGUAGAGCCAGACCUUGUGGGCUUAGCUAUAAAAUUUGCAAACUCUCUGAUAGGAGAAUUUAGGAAAAGUGAAAUUAAAGUUCUACCAAAUGCUGAAGAAACGCUUUCUUUUCCACCAAUUCAUAAAGAAACAGUUGACAAAAUAUCCAAUUUUGUGUAUGAUCAGUUCAUAGGAAAGUAUGGAUCUAGUGAUAUUCAGAAGGUUGAUAAAAGUAACAUUGUCAUAGAAAUGAUUGCCACUUUAGCUCAGAAGGCAAUCUCUGCUUUUAAGAUUCAACCACUUUUUUCAGGAGACUGGUCUUCCACCUUCUUUUCAUUUCUAAAUCCAGAUAACAUCACCCAAAAGGUUCAGCAUUUACCGCAGCAAACCUCUACACAGAUAAACAAAUGCUUAAAAGGGAAUGAACUUGCUUUACCAAAACAUUCAUAUAAACACAGUUUUGCAACCAUAGACGAGAAAAACGUGCUGGACACUUUGGAAAUAGACAGCGGUACAAUAAGUAGAAAGAAAAGACUCAAAACUGAAGAGACCUCAAUGAAAAAAGGUGACAUCCAAGAUCCAAUAGUUCCCUCUGCAACUAGAAUUAUGAAAAGCAACAUAGUUAACCCGUUAUCAGGGUCAGCUGAAAGUGUGGCAAACAAAAAGAAAGAGACAGAAAAUAAAAUGGAAACUUCCAUUAAAAAACAUGAGAAUUUAUCAAGAGUUACUUUUCCAACCACCAGUGUGAAAAGUAAAGUUAUGCAGGAGCCAGAUUUAAAGAUAACUCUAAAAAACAAUCACAUUGAGAAGAAAAACAUAUCAGUUUCAAAAUAUAAGAAGAGACAAUAUAAUAAUAUAAACAUACAAUUUCCUACUGAUGAUACAGAAUAUGAGGAGGAAGUACUUGGACCAAAAUUUGAAAUAAACAUUGAAAAGAAGACUGACUAUACAAGAGAAAAUGCAUUUAAAAAAGAAGGCAAGCCCUUUCAGUUAUCUUUGACAUCUGAAGCAAGAAAUACAGAGACCACAGCAGAGAAUUUUUUGAAAACAGUUACCCAAAAGCCAAAUAAUGAGGAUGGAAAAGACUCUCCGUCUCAAACAGAUAUAAGUGAGAAACAAUACUCAGAUUAUGAGUAUGUUCAAAAUGUCACUGAAAACAUUUAUGACAAUAUCUUAGAAAUAUGUAAUUCUCCAGAAUCAGCAAAUUAUGCAAAACCCUGCAGUCUCCCAAAUGAUACAACAUUGCUUGCAAUUCAAGAAGUUGGUGAAGAUUUUACACAGUCUGUGUCAACAAAGGAUUCAUCCCUCUCAAUUAACAAAAAUCUCCCUGUCAAAGAGAAAGAGAGAAAUAAAGAAAGAGAGAGAGAGGAAGAAAGAGAGAAAGAGAAAGAGAGAGAGAGAGGGAAAAAAACAGAAAAAGUGAAAAGUAAGGAGAUUAAAAAUGAACCCAGUAAAUCAGACAGUCCUCGCUACCCACCAAAAACUAAACCCGGAAUUGCUCCUGCUAAAUUUUUAGAAGAUGUUAUCACUGAAAUGGUUAACAAAUUGAUCUUUUCUUCCUCAUCAGAAACACAAACAUGUGAUAGACGUCAAAAUGUAAGAGAUGAUGAAAAUCAAUCUGAACUUUAUGACACAGCUGUGAAACUUAUGCACUCACUGUUAAAGGAAUUUUCAGAUGCUCAAAUUAAGGUAUUUAGGCCACAUAAGGGAAAUCAGUUUUUUCCACCUGUAGAUAAAGUGUCAUCAGUUCCUAAAGCACUUCUUUGGCAUAAAGAAUCAACUACAGAUGAAACAUCAUCCAACAGUAAGAAAAUAACUGUGGAUAGAAUGCCACAUAUGCAUAAAGUGACUAGAAAACCCUCAUCAAAUAAGAUAUCUUUAGAUAAAAUACAAGCAAUUGAUAAAACAUUGGUUGACAAAGUUGUUCAUUCUUCUGUAUGCAAUAUUUUGAAGGAAUACGGAUCUCAGGAUUCCAUUUGUAAAAAUAUAAAGAGUAAUGGGGAAAAUUUAGCAAGAAGACUAGCCAGUACAGUGAUAAAUGAAAUUUUUCAACAUCAACUUGAUUUCAUAUUUUGUGAUGAAGUUCCAGCUUCAGCAUGUUUGCCUCUGGAAUCUAAAGAUGUUAAAAACAUCCGAAAGGUGGCACAAACAGCCAGCAAAGAAUGUCAAACAUUAUCACCAUAUACCAUCCUGCUGCCUCACAAAUUUUUGGAAAAUGUGAUUUUUGCUCUUUUAUCCAAAAUUUUCUUAACAGAAUCCAACACGGAAGUAGAAACAUCUGAGUACAGUUGGUUCACAGAAUUGGACUUCCUUCAAAUGAAUUUAUUAAAUACAGUUACAACAGCAAUCUCCAAUGAUAAAGAUAUGACUAUACAAUAUGUGGAAUGCUUGCAUCCCAAUGAUGAUGAAAUUAUUCAAUUAGUGAUGCAUUCUAUUUAUAAUAACCUCUUAUCACAGUUUGGAUCACAAGAGAUUAUACAAAACUGUGUAGCCAGUGGAUGCAGAAUCCUUUCAGAAACCAUAGUUGACUUAGUUAUGCGAGAAGUGGCUGGCAAUCAAUUGCAAAACUAUUUUUCUGGAGAGCUAACUCCACAUCAGUGUGCAGAAGUUGACAAUGUUGUUGAAAAUAUUCUUAAAGAUGUUAUCCAAACUGCUGAUGCUCCCCAGCCUCAACCAUCACAUGUUCAUAUACUGCCUUAUAACAUGAUAGAAGAAAUUGCUGUAAAAUUUUUAUCAAAGCUUUUAUCUGUGUUUCCAAAAGUGGAUAAGGAAAGAACCAAAUCUCUAGAAACUGACAUGCAAAAAAUAAGCUCAAAAAUAAUAAAUUCAAUACAAGAAUUUAUCUCCAAAAGUAAGAUUAAACUUGCACCACCAGCCAAGGAAUUGCCUACUGUACCUUUAGCUAACAAUGAAACUAUUGAAAAGGUAGUUAAUUCUGUUUACACCAGUGUUUUAAAGCACUCUGGCUCACACACUUCUAUAUUUAAGGAUUUAAUGGGUAAAAGCAAUGUCCUCUCUGAUGUAAUAGGUUUUUUAAUGGUGAAGGAAAUUUCCAAUUCUGAGUUUCAACCUCAAGUAGAGGACAAAGCAUCUAGUUCAGAAUUAGUUCUGGAAGCUGUCAAAAUUAUGGAAAAAGUGGUCAAAAUUGUUGAUGAAUUUAAGUCCCAGGAAAAGUCUUCAUUCAAAGAAGAGUCUAUGUUAGAUGCCAGGUUUUUAGAGGAAGCACUGGCCUUGUUCUUGGCUAAAAUAGUAAGGUUGCCAAGUGCUUCAAGCAAAGAUGCAAAAAAUUUAUCAAAGCCUGAGUUAAAUAAAAUUGCAUCUCAACUGACAAAAUCAGUGACAGCUGAAAUUUCCCAAAGUAACAUUAAUCUUGUUGCUGCUGAUCCUGAAGGACACUUUUUAAAUCCAGAAAGCAUAGAAAUGAUUUCUCAGGUUAUUGAUUCUGUAUACAGUAAAGUUCUGCAACAAUCUGGAACCCAUAAAGAACUCUAUGAUGAUAUAAAAGGUACAAACACUGUUUUCUCUAAAAACGUGGCUGGUUUAAUUAUUAAUGGAGUUUCACAGUUUCCAUUAGAUACAGUUAGCACAAAGAAUUCAAAUGCUAAUCUCUCUGGAAAUCUAGAUGUUAAUAAAAUUAUUCAAAAGGCACAAGAGCAUGUGGCUAUUGAUACACUCCCUGAGUUGGAGGAAGAAGAGCCAUAUCAAGAUUCAAAUGAAGAGAAUUUUCCAAUUAAAAUAGUUCCACACGUUGGGAGUAAAGCAAUCAAAAUAGAUCCAAAAAUUAUUUCAGAACACUUAGCAGUACUUUCUGUAAAAACCCAACCUCUUGAGAAACUCAAGAUGGAGUGUUUGAGAAAAACUGGACAUAGCAUAACAGAACUGAGAAAAGCAUCAAUAAGCGGGAGAAGCUACUCCUUACCAGACACAUCUAAUGUAGAAAAUAUACAGAGAGAAAGACGUAUCUCAUUGAAUCAGGUGGGACGACUGGAUGUAAAACCCUUCGAGGCUGUUUGCAGAAAUUCAUUUCAGAAUAUAAGAAAGCCUGAUAUCACCAAGGUAGAGCUUUUAAAGGAUGUUCAGACCAAAAAAGAUCUUAUUAUUCGGUUAGUAGCUCAUGAUAUUGAUCAAGAAGAUUCAGAAAGUAUCAUAGAAGAGGGACUAAUGUCUGAAGAUGAAGUUGUUUUAAGAGAGGUUGUAAAAGAAGAAUACUUCAGAGAGCAAUUUGAAGACCAAGUGAAAGAAGCCAUGAAGCCAGUAGAAAGCAAAGUUGUUUCUCCCAAGCCAACACUAAGCACAAACACCCUGAGAAAUUUUUUUUCUUUAAGAAAAUGUUGUCAGUCCACAUCCAGUGCAAAUAUUGAAAGGACUGAAGGAACCUCAAAUCAUAUAAUAGAACUUAAGGGGAGAAAAGUUAAAAGAACCAUUGCUGAGUUUGACAUGGCCACGUGCUCAACAGCCGUGACUGAAACAGACUCUUGGAAGAAAAAGCCACAGAGUAAGAAAGAAGAAAGGAAUCUUACUACUGAACCAACACAUCACUUCAUACACAGAAUUAUGAGUUCAUCUUCAUAUAACCUAGAAGAUCUGAUUUCAUCUUCCAGUGAGACUGAAGAUUUUUCCUCAGAUACAAGUGCCAAAAUAUUAGAAGGAAAUUCUCAGGAGCAAAAGCCAGAGAAUUCAAACAAUGUGAAGUUUAUCACCAUCUUUGAAGGAAACAAGAAUAUUGUUGGCAAUGUACAUUCCUCAAAAGAAGUCAUUUCAGAAACUCCCAAGCCUAGUAUUUCCAAACAAGGAUCUAAAAUGUUGGCAAAGGUAUCUUCAGCUCUCUCAAAGGUGUUUUCUCGAAGUAACACCAAUAUUUCCAGAUCUCCCUCACCACCUGACCAAGAUGAGCCCUGAAGCUUUUAUACCUGAUAGAACUAUGCUUACUUCCCUUAGAAAAUAAAGUGAUUUUUAAAGCAUAA